This is a messenger RNA of Candida albicans SC5314, 861 nucleotides long. RefSeq lists its product as uncharacterized. Gene Ontology annotation, molecular function: actin filament binding. The transcript has a single exon. NCBI's taxonomy places the organism in Eukaryota, Fungi, Ascomycota, Pichiomycetes, Serinales, Debaryomycetaceae. The record is from RefSeq and is a predicted model, not a curated record. Bases 1 to 861 code for a protein of 286 amino acids. Gene Ontology annotation, cellular component: cytoskeleton.
AUGUCACCAACUUCAACUACCCAACAACCAGUAACAUCUCGAGGUUACGAAAUCGGAACCAGAGGGUCACAUAAUAUUGCCAAAGGUGGUAAGCAUCCUUAUCAGUUGCCUAAAUUUACCGAUAAAAAAGAAGAGCGUAAAUGGAUGCUUCAACAUAUGGCAGCUGCAUUUAGGGUUUUUGCUAGAAAAGGUUAUACUGAAGGUACUGCUGGGCAUAUAUCAAUUCGUGAUCCAAUAGACCCAAACACAUUUUGGAUCAACCCCUUGGGAAAACAUUUUGGACUACUCAAAGCAAGUGAUAUGGUACAUGUUGAUCACGAAGGAAACAUUUUACCAGAUGGUGCACAGGUUGCCAUAAACGCUGCUGGGUUUUCGAUUCAUAGUGCAUUGCAUCAUGCUCGACCGGACGUUCAUGCUGCUUGUCAUACCCACUCAGUAUAUGGUAAAGCUUGGUCAGCUAUGGGCAAACCUUUGGCCAUGAUUAAUCAAGAUGUUUGUACCUUCUAUAAAAGUCACGCAGUUUAUGAGGAUUUUGGUGGUGUAGCUUUAGAAGCUGAAGAAGGUAUACAUAUAUCCAAAGCUUUGGGUGAUGGUAAAGGUGUUAUUUUACAAAAUCAUGGAUUAUUGACUGUUGGAAACACAGUGGAUGAAGCAGCAUAUUUGUUCACUCUAUUGGAAAAAUCGUGUCAAGUCCAAUUGGCAGCACAAGCAGCACUCUUGCCUGGUGAAAAAUUAAAAAUCAUUGGUGACGAAGAAGCUGCUUAUUGUGAGAGGAAUGACGGGGAUCCAGAGACGUUGUAUACUGAAUUUCAACCUGAUUUUGAGAUGGAGGUAUAUUUGAAUGAUGACUUCUUGAAAUAA